Cyprinus carpio (common carp) is the source of this 1633-nucleotide messenger RNA. Its product is annotated as nodal homolog. Gene Ontology annotation, biological process: SMAD protein signal transduction; BMP signaling pathway. Lineage: Eukaryota; Metazoa; Chordata; Actinopteri; Cypriniformes; Cyprinidae. Gene Ontology annotation, cellular component: extracellular region. The record is from RefSeq and is a predicted model, not a curated record. Gene Ontology annotation, molecular function: cytokine activity; type I activin receptor binding; growth factor activity.
GCGCCUCAUUACCACACGAAUAGAUGAUGAGCUGUCAAGGCAUGUCAAUUUCCUUUAAUGUUCUCUGCUACUUGUUAAAUAUGCAGAGGGCCAGAGGGAGGGGGGUAUAUAAGCUCUCCUGGACCCUCGACCUGUCAUUCUGACCUCAGUGCAUCAUGAGCGCGCACGGAGCUUUGCGCCUGGCCUGCUGCCAGCUUCUGCUUCUUGGAGUAUUUGGAAAGCACAAUAAUCAAGGCACGAGGAAUACGUCACCCAGAGCCGAGAGAAGCCAAGGGCAUCAUUUACCCACAUACAUGAUGCAGCUCUACCGGCACUUCAAGCUCAACCAAACUCAGCAUCUGGAGCACGAGCACGCGGACACCAUCAAGAGCAUCCUCUCCAAGAGUUUGACCAAUCAAGACACACACUACGUCACACACUUCGAUCUUUCCUCAGUUCUGUCCGAGCGUCAGAUCCAUGCGGCGGAGCUGAGGAUUCGUAUUCCCAAAGAAACGCAGCAAACGAACAUCACGGUGGAGAUCCGACACCAGCAGGACCAGUCCCUGGGUCAGCUGUCCGAUUCCUCUCUGAUGAGCGUCUCCCAUCACUGGAGGGUCUACAACGCCACAGACCUGCUCCUAAACUGGAUCGGCCCCAAACUCUCAGAGAGGAGAGCAGCGAGACACGCUCUUCCCUCCGGGAGUAAAGCAGCAGGCGGGAUCCGUCACAGAGCCAUGCUGCUGGUCUUCUCACACACCAUCUCUGGACAGAGCGAGCAGGACCGAGCCAGUCUCCUGCACACAGCCGAGAAGUCCAAGUUCUUGUUUAACAGCGAAGGAAAGGAGGUGCGGAGAGACAAGCCACACAGGAGCAAGCGGGGCCGCAGGGGACAGCCGGUGAGGAACCUGGAGCUGCUCCGGGGCACGGCGGAGAAGAGCUCCAUGUGCAGGAGAGUCGACAUGCAUGUGGACUUCAGUCAGAUCGGAUGGAGCUCCUGGAUCGUCUUCCCUAAGAAGUACAACGCGUACCGCUGCGAGGGGAGCUGCCCAAACCCUCUGAACGAAGACCUUCAUCCCAACAACCACGCUUACAUGCAGAGUUUGCUGAAGUACUACCAUCCCAGCAGAGUUCCCUCGGCCUGCUGCGCUCCGACCAGGACGAGUCCCCUCAGCAUGCUUUACUACGAGAACGGAGAGCUGAUCCUCAGACACCACGAGGACAUGCUGGUGGAGGAGUGCGGCUGCCUGUGACAGCUUCAUCAGCGCUGCUAACGAACAUCUCAAUCAGAGCUCAGACAUCAUCAUCAGCCAGAUCAUCUCAGAGACGGAAACGCCACACUGACCUGUUCAUGCAUUAAGAGUUUCCCACUCACACUGUCUGAUCGUCUGGGGAAGAGAUGGAAAAUAAGAACAGAAGAAAAACAUUCUCUUCAUUUGUCUUCUGGAAAAUCUGGAAUAUUGCGAUCAGUCCUAGAAACUGUUAAACGGAUUUAAAAGAUCUCAAGCACUGUCUAUGUAUUUACAAUCGCACCAUGUGGUAGAGAGACUAUGUAAAUAUUUAUUGUAAAUAAUACAUAAAUAAAGCCUUGAUAUUUAUGUAAAUAUAAUAUAUUAAUCUUUGUAUAAAGAAUGGAGAUCAGACUAUAUUAUUUUUG